Messenger RNA from Sapajus apella (tufted capuchin), 1804 nucleotides. It is a transcript of the gene MPZL1, whose product is annotated as myelin protein zero like 1. The record is from RefSeq and is a predicted model, not a curated record. Bases 200 to 1009 code for a protein of 269 amino acids. The transcript has 6 exons. Gene Ontology annotation, cellular component: cell surface; membrane; focal adhesion. Lineage: Eukaryota; Metazoa; Chordata; Mammalia; Primates; Cebidae.
GACAGCGAGGGCCGGAGCGGGGCUGAGGCUAGGGUGCAGAGCUGGCGAGCCACGGCUGGGGCCAGAGUGGGGAGCUCAGCGUGGAGGUGCCACCUAGUGCGGGUGGCGGAGAGAUCAGAACCUUCUUCCCCAAGCGGAGCCAACCUCAGCGAGGACCGGGGCUCAGGGACGCUGCGGCGACGACUGCAACGGCUGGACGAUGGCAGCGCCCGUCGGAGCCUGGGCGGUGAUUGCAGCCCCAGACAGGAGGCGCUGGCCGUGGUCGGUGCUGACGGCGGCUCUCGGGCUCCUGAUGGCUGGAGUAUCAGGCUUGGAAGUAUAUACACCAAAAGAACUCUUCGUGGCAAAUGGUACACAAGGGAAACUGACCUGCAAGUUCAAGUCUACUGAUACGACUGGCAGGUUGACCUCAGUCUCCUGGAGCUUCCAGCCAGAGGGGGCUGACACUGCCGUGUCGUUUUUCCACUACUCCCAAGGGAACGCGUACCCUGGGAAUUAUCCACCAUUUAAAGACAGAACCAACUGGGCUGGAGACCUUGACAAGAAAGAUGCCUCAAUCUACAUAGAAAAUAUGCAGUUUAUACACAAUGGCACCUAUAUCUGUGAUGUCAAAAACCCUCCUGACAUCGUUGCCCAGCCUGGACACAUUAGGCUCUAUGUCAUAGAAAAAGAGAGUUUGCCUGUGUUUCCAGUUUGGGUAGUGGUGGGCAUAGUUACUGCUGUGGUCGUAGGUCUCAUUCUGCUCAUCAGCAUGAUUCUGGCUGUCCUCUAUAGAAGGAAAAACUCUAAACGGGAUUACACUGGCUGCAGUACAUCAGAGAGUUUGUCACCAGUUAAGCAGGCUCCUCGGAAGUCCCCCUCCGACACUGAGGGUCUUGUAAAGAGUCUGCCUUCUGGAUCUCACCAGGGCCCAGUCAUAUAUGCGCAGUUAGACCACUCCGGCGGACAUCACAGUGACAAGAUUAACAAGUCAGAGUCUGUGGUGUAUGCAGAUAUCCGGAAAAAUUAAGAGAAGACCUAGAACAUAUCCUCAGCAAGAAGCAAAACCAAACUGGACUCUGGUGCAGAAAAUGUAGCCCAUUACCACAUGUAGCCUUGGAGACCCAGGCAAGGACAAGUACAUGUGUACUCACAGAGGGAGAGAAAGAUGUGUACAAAGGAUAUGUAUAAAUAUUCUAUUUAAUCUUCCUGAUGUGAGGAGCCAUUGUUGCAUGAUGAAAAGAUGGUAUGAUUCUACAUAUGUACCUAUUGUCUUACUGUUUUUGUACUUUAUUUUCAGGUCACUUACACUUGGGAGAUUUCAGAAACAUUCCUAUCACCAUCACUUAGAAAUGGUUUGCCUUAAUGGAGACAGUGGCAGAUCUGUAUGUAGUAUUUCCAGUAGACAUGGCCUUUUAAUGUAAAGGCUUAAUCAGUCUUAGCCUUUAUUGUAGUUGGAGGAUGGCGAUGCUGUGAUGGACGCAUAUCCUGGUUGGCCUUUAACACAGUGUCAGCACCAUUUAUUUGUUUGCAGCUUUUUAAAAAUACCUGUUGGCUAUGCCUCUUGAAAACAAUUUGGGAAGUUUUCGUUGAUGUUUUUCAUACUAAAAUAUGGAGCAAGUGUUAGCCUUACAUGUUGUAUAGACUAAAUUGCACCCUUGAAAUGUGUUGGAUCAAUUUGUGGAUUCAUAAUAGCAAGAUUAGCAAAGGAUAAAUGCCAAAGGUUACUUUAUUCUGGAUACUUUAGAUCAACACUGAUUAAGUAGAAAAUCCAAGCUUUGCUUGAGAACUACUGUAAUGUGAAGAGUAAAAGGUAUUGGUUUUA